AUGGCCGCCGUCACCGCAUCGCCUCCCACCUCACCGAUCGCCGCGCCGCCGCCUGCGGAAAAACAGCCGCUGUCUGCACCGCCAGCCGCAGCCGCAUUGCCCGCCGAGAGCCCUGCCCGCCUGCGCGACGCUCCUAUAUCGCCCGUCCGCGUCAACUUUCAAGAUCACCCAUGGCCUACGCCCUCCAAUGCCAACAUUGAGGAGGCCGCCGAACAUGUCCCCCAGAGCCAGCUCGCCCACAUGUCCCUCAACGUCGACGCCGACCUCGUAGGCGAACCUGCCCCCGCUGUUCGUCUGCGCCCCCAAGAAGCUCACCGCAGCUCGCGCGAGUCCGACGAGUCCAACGCCACCUCCCAGGCCCCAGCCUCACUGCAAUCCUCGGCGCCCACCACCAACAGUUCCCUCUCGGCUUCCCAAGAUGCUCGGGAAUGCCCUCCACUCAACCACUCCUCCGCCUCCUCCACCACCGGAGAUGUCCUCCCCCGUACAGGGUCGGUACCGCUCUUUCAGUAUCACCACCAGCAAGAGAACGCCUCCGAUCCCAGCGGUGGUUCGACUCCGGAACCUAUCGACAAUGUUCCCCAUAUACGCCGCCACCUUACCCCCACCAUGCAGGCAAUGCGCCGAACCUCGAUGCCUCGCCCGCACUCUUCGUAUUCGACAUACUCCGACUUUGGUCCUCGCGGCCUCUCCCCCGGCAGUCCGCACAUGCGCCCACCUUCCACCUCGUCGAGAAAAUCGCCUGAUAACCGCCACUCGACGUAUGCCGAGCUCCUCAAUGUCCCAUACCCUCAGCAAGCGCCUGCGCCCCUGACAUGGGACAAUUCCAACCUGCGCAAUGCCGUCGGUAAUAAUGCAUCGCUGCUUAGCGCCCAAAAGACGUUGGAAAUGUACCGCCAAAACGUCAAGAAGACGACCGACUUUGACAUUCAGUACUCUUUUGCCGUCUUUCUCAUCUCGACUGCCCAGGAUCAAGGUUUGGACUGGACUGACCCAAAGAAGAAGCCCGCGGCGCACCGCGAUCUUGACAGCCCCGUUGUCGAGGUGUCGGUGGCGUCGCCCGUCGAGCUUGUUCGCGAAGCCAAGCAGAUCCUUCAGCGCCUUGCCAACGGUGGCUAUCCGUUCGCCCAGUACUACCUGGCCGACGGCUACGCUUCGGGUCUUUUCAACAAGGGAAAAUCCGAUUAUAACUCAGCCUUUCCUCUCUUCGUCCUCGCCGCCAAGCACGGCCAUGCUGAGUCGGCCUACCGGACGGCGCUCUGCUACGAGUUUGGCUGGGGCUGCCGUAAGGAUCCUGCCAAGGCCGUGCAAUUCCUGCGGUCCGCCGCCUCUAAGAGCCACCCAGGUGCCAUGACACGCCUCGGCAAGGCCUGCCUGUCGGGCGAUCUCGGCGAGAAGCGAUAUCGCGAGGGAAUCAAGUGGAUGAAGCUCGCCACCGAAGCCGCCGAUACGCAGUACAAUGCAGCGCCGUACCAGCUCGGAUGCCUGUACGAGACGGGCUACGGUGACGAUAUCUUCCAGGACGCGAGCUACGCCGCGGAGCUGUUUACGCAGGCCGCGGACCUGGGACAUCCAGAGGCCAACUACCGUAUGGGUGAAGCCUACGAGCACGGCUUGCUCAACUGCCCCAAGGACCCAGCACUAAGUGUGCACUUUUAUACGGGAGCCGCCGAACGUGGCCACGCCGCCGGUAUGAUGGGGUUGUGCGCCUGGUACAUGGUGGGAGCGAUCCCUAUACUGGAAAAAGACGAGGAGGAGGCGUAUGAGUGGGCGAGGAGAUCAGCAGAGCUGGGGUACGUCAAGGCGCAGUAUGCGGUGGGAUACUUUUUGGAAAUGGGCAUUGGUUGCCGGAGGGACAUUCUCGAGGCCAACGUGUGGUACGUACGAGCUGCGGAUGCGGGCGACGAGCGAGCCAAGCAGCGACUGGCCGUCAUUCAGGCGGCGAUUCACGGAGGUACACCGAUGGAGGUGGCACCGCGCAAGGGUGGGAAAAAGGACGACAAGGACUGCAUCGUCAUGUAG
Messenger RNA from Cordyceps fumosorosea ARSEF 2679, 2022 nucleotides. RefSeq names its product chitin synthase activator. The coding region runs from base 1 to 2022 and encodes 673 amino acids. NCBI's taxonomy places the organism in Eukaryota, Fungi, Ascomycota, Sordariomycetes, Hypocreales, Cordycipitaceae. Gene Ontology annotation, molecular function: protein binding. The record is from RefSeq and is a predicted model, not a curated record. The transcript is spliced from 2 exons.